GUCAACCACGAGCGAAGAAGUCAACCGGAUAUUCCGAGGGUCAUUAUGAGAUAAACAAUACAUUUAGGAGGUUUUUCUCUUUAACUUUCAAUAAUUGCUGGGAUUAUUUCACAGGGACUAAAUGGGUGCAUAUUAUUGCGCCAUAUGUAAUCAGACAACAUUCUGCGGGAAGAAGAAACAUAUCUUUGGAAAAAAUCACCAAAGCAGACUCAGGGUCGUUUUACUUAAAUUUACUGAAAAGGUCAAAGAAGCACGACAAACUCUUAAAAAACCCCAAGUGGAAAAGUUUGAUUGCACUCAGCACAAGCAGAAGUUCUGGUGCUACUGCUGUGGUCUUGAAGUUGAACGGAACGUCACAGAUGACAACAUGACAGUGAUGCAUGGAGGCUUAUUGGAGCACAUGGCCACACGAGAACACAGAAACAGUACUUAUAAGUUUUGGUGGGACAACAAGGCUGACCCCAAGCUUAGAGAUAGAGUCUUAAUCACAGAGGAAGAAACUGAAAGGUUUAAGGCUGAAGCGGCAAAAGUUUUGGAGUCCUUUGUGGAAAAGGAAGAUGAGUAUAUUAAACAGCAAGCUGAUGUUAUCCGGGCCCAGGAAAAGCACCGCCAGGAGGUCUUCCAGUGUCUUUUAGAGCCCAAUGAAGAGCGGGAGUUAUCAAAUGGACCCAGCAGCACCGAUCCAUCGGUGGAGGUUUCUGUCAGUUCUCAGUUUCAGUCUCAAGUGUCGGAGCAGAAGGUUCGGAGCAGGUUUGACCCGAUUAUUGAGGCGCCCUGGACACUUGCAGGACAAAGUCUGACUUUUAUUGGUUAUCAGGAUUCAUCAAGCAGUGGAAAUGUGCAUACAGGAGCCCUUCCACCUUGGCUCCAAGAUGAUCCACUAGAGGGGCCGUCUGGAGCAGCGGCAGAGGCUGAGAUCGGCCCGUCACUCCAGGAGUUCCUCAAGCAAAAGGAGCAAGAAAAACUAAGGAAGCUUCCUCCGAAUAGAGUGGGAGCCAACUUUGAUCACAGCUCUCAUACAGACGCCAACUGGCUUCCCUCUUUUGGUAGAGUGUGGAACAGUGGCCGGCGCUGGCAGUCCAGACACCAAUUCAGACAAGAGGAGGGACAGAAGAAUAAACAGAAGAGAAAGCGGGAACUUGCCACCGGCGGAUCCAAAAAAACAAAACCAGUCGAACAGCCGCCCAGUUCUGAUAUUUAAAACUUGAUUCCAUACAUUAGUACUAAGGUUUGGAAUGAUGUUUCUAUGUGUUAAAUUGGUUUUUAUGCAGAAUUUUUGUGAAGCUUUCUUGCAGUGUUGAAACCAAUAAAACACCCCACAAUUAAUGAGGACAUGUACCCUCUUGUGCUGUAGAGUUACAAUUUACAUAACGGAAAGCCUGAGGAAGGGUAAUUUUGCCUAGUAUUGAAAUUGCAUUUUAUGUUGACAGAAGUUGUGCCUCAUGCUUUGUUAGGCUCUUGCUUUGCCCUACAGUUAACAGAAAACAUUGUUUUAAGGUAUUUUUAUUUCAGUGAACAGCAGGGGGCGUGAACAAUCCAAAUGAAACUGCCUGUUAAAAAGUUAACAAGAUAUCAGUCCUGUUUCUAUUCUGAAUGCAGCUUUACAUUUUUUAGUAUAUGUUUUCUAUUUGACCAGGCUGUAACCCUAUAAAUGAUGAGCUUUCA
Messenger RNA from Gambusia affinis (western mosquitofish), 1665 nucleotides. It is a transcript of the gene cenatac, whose product is annotated as centrosomal AT-AC splicing factor. The transcript is spliced from 11 exons. Lineage: Eukaryota; Metazoa; Chordata; Actinopteri; Cyprinodontiformes; Poeciliidae. The coding region runs from base 122 to 1201 and encodes 359 amino acids. The record is from RefSeq and is a predicted model, not a curated record.